AUAGCUUUAUUCAGACAAAUUUGUAUACCCGCACAAUGUCAAAAUCAAUUUGGACAAACGGCUAAAAUUUCUUUCUGAUUGGUCAGUCCAACUAGAAGCAUUUGUAACGUCAACCAAAGUAUAUGAUUAGUUUAUGAUCAAUGUAAUAUCUCUCGGAAUUUUUUCGCGGUUUGUAUUUUAUAUACUUACAACGAUUAGAAAGUGCAAUAUAACGACAUCGCACAUUAAAUGCACCAUAUAUAUGCUGGCUUUGUCAGUACAUUAUCUCUAGUUAUCUCUAGUUAUCAAUGUUUAAACGAUAUUACUUAAAUUAAAUGUGUAUUUUUCAACAUUUGUGUUGUAACUCAUCGAAAGACGAUACAAGAAAAUCAGGAUGGCAUCUGCACAGAUAAAAGAAUUGGUAAACUUAUACAAAUCGUUAGCUGCACAUCCGUCCUUAACUGGUGCACGGAUCUUGGGUACUGCGAGUGGUAGAUUAUCCAUACAAGGCUUAUGGACACAGAGAAAUUUGGAAAGGAAGACAGAUCAACGUUUUCUACAGAAAUAUGAAUUAAAUUCAGAUCUAACACCAAUUUCCAGUGAAUUUCCAAUUGAUGUUACCACAGAGCUCAUGUCCACCCUGACAAAAAAUGAAGAACGUAGAGCUGUCUUACGACAAGCUAUAAUUGAUAAUUCUGCAAAGCAAUUUAUAGAAAUUUGGGAUAAGCAACAUAAUGUGAAGAAUUAUGAUCUAUCUGCUUUGGAUGUCCAUGGCGAUGUCUAUACAGAUGUUGAAUUCCGAUCGUUUGAAUGGUCUCCUGAUAAUACCAAAGUAUUAUAUAUAGCAGAAAAGAAGUUUCCUAAAUCAGAACCAUUUUAUAAGCAAAAACCAUUAGACAAAAAAGAUAAAGAAAAAAAAGAAGAUGAAGAAGUAAUAGUGGGUAAUGAGUAUAUUUAUAAGCCACACUGGGGAGAGCAACUGGUAGGAAAACAUCGGCCUGUCGUUGUAGUUCUUGAUACAACAACAGACAAUAUUACAGUUUUAUCUGGAAUACCAGAUGAACUUUCUCCUGGUCAAGUGAUUUGGACAAAAGAUCAGGAUGUAAUCGGUGUUGCUUGGAAGCAUGAACCACAAUACUUAGGUUUAGUUGCAUGCACUAACAGAUAUUCCUGGAUAUUCUUAUUGAAAAAUGGAAAAUAUUGGAAAUUGUCUGAUGACGGAUGCGCUGUACACAGCCCUAGGAUUAGCCCAGAUGGAAAUUAUCUUAUUUGGUUACAGAGAAAGGCUGGUGCUCUUCCGCAUCAUAAUGCGCAUGCGCUUGUGUUACGAGAUUUGAGAAUAGAAAAAAGUCAUGUUAACGAAAUCGUGGAAAUAGUACAAGUGAGCAAGACAAUUAAUAACAACAAGCAUUUUUAUGGGAUAUAUGGUCGUUUACCUCAUAAUUGUUGGAGUGAUGAUUCUCUAUACUUAUUUUUCAGUACACCUCAAAGGAACAAUAUCGUUUCAUAUAUUGUUAAUAUAAAAACAAAGAAUAUUACUGAAAUAAAAAAUGAUGGAAGCAGUCUUAGUAUACUGGAUGUAAAAGGGAACAUAAUUGCAUUUUUAAAUACUUCCGUAACACAACCUGCCAGUCUUAUGGUAGGUCGUUUUAAAAGUAAAGCAGUAAAUAUUGGUGAUAUUCCCAGAAUUACAAUUACAACUCCAAUGAAAAUAGACGAGCUUAAUGAAAUUAUAUACGAACCUAAUGAAUAUAUUUAUAACAACGAUGACAGCAUAAAACAAUUUAAUUUUAUUUACUUUGGUCCAAAAAUUGGUAAAGAUAAAUCAGUUCCUUUUAUAGUGAUACCGCAUGGGGGCCCUCAUAGCAGUUUCACAAACAUAUUUUCGUUGGAUCACUCUUUCUUGGUAUCAGCAGGUUUUGCGAUAAUACAAGUGAAUUAUCGUGGUUCCACGGGAAUGGGCAGCGCGACUGUAGAAUAUCUUCAAGGGAAAGUGGGAGACACAGAUGUGAAGGACUGCAUAACAGCUACGCAAGAAGCAAUAAAAAAAUAUCCUUGGCUCGAUCCUGAUCGCAUAGGUGUUUGCGGUGGAUCUCACGGUGGAUUUUUGGCAACACAUUUGAGCGGACAAGUUCCGGAUAUGUACAAAGCAGCAGUCGCAAGAAAUCCGGUAAUCGAUAUCUCCAUCAUGUUUGGCAUAUCGGAUAUCCCAGAUUGGUGCGCUGUAGAGGCAGGUUUCUUUUACUUUUUUGAUGGUCCUUGGCCCGAUAACAUUGACUUGUUUGUAAAAAUGAAGAAAUGCUCGCCGAUUUUGCACAUCGAUAAAGUUAAGGCACCCACUUUGAUUUGCAUUGGAACGAAAGAUUUGCGAGUACCACCUCAUCAAGGAAUAAUGUGGUAUCAACGGCUCAAAGCUAACAAAGUGAAAACUAAAUUGCUCGCAUACGAAGACAAUCAUCCGUUAUCAAGUGGAUCUACUGAGAUUGAUCAUAUCAUUAAUAUUUGUCUAUGGUUCCUCGAACAUAUACCUAUACAUACAGAAUUCAAAGACAAGAAAUAAAUAUUCACCUUGCAACAUUUGAUUUUUUACAUGUACAUAUAUAUAUAAGUCUUUAUUAUCACAAGUUGAAUAUUUACAAAUAUUAUUACAUACAUUUUAUAAAGAGUCUUAUAAUAACAUUCAAUCUCAAAAAUAUAUAUACAUAUGUCUAUAGAAUAUGUCUAUGAAUUGUUAUAAAAUUUUCAUACUUUUAUAUUACAAAAGUUACACAUAUUUUCGCGCGUAUCUAAAUAAAAUACAUUGUUUAUCAAAAAGUA
Cataglyphis hispanica is the source of this 2796-nucleotide messenger RNA. Its product is annotated as acylamino-acid-releasing enzyme-like. Gene Ontology annotation, biological process: proteolysis. Bases 374 to 2539 code for a protein of 721 amino acids. Lineage: Eukaryota; Metazoa; Arthropoda; Insecta; Hymenoptera; Formicidae. Gene Ontology annotation, molecular function: serine-type endopeptidase activity. The record is from RefSeq and is a predicted model, not a curated record. The transcript is spliced from 13 exons.